AUGAUCAAGAAUGGCGGGGAGUCAAUCGCCGUGAGCCCAGUUGCCACUACCCAGGGUAGCCCUGGUGUGGAUCCUGGUCUGCUUUCGAGAUUCGAGCAUGUCUCUCGGUCUGAAGCAGUGCGCAUGCUUCAGUUCCUGGAUAAGAUCAGGAACGAUGGCAGUGCCUGCGAGGACCUCGUAGGGAAGCUCGCAAUUGAGGACGAACCAGGCCUGGUGGAAACCACCCAAAGCCCCUGUAGUUCGCCAGGCAAGGAUGGUGAUAAGAUAAUGCGGGAGUCGUAG
This is a messenger RNA of Penicillium samsonianum, 282 nucleotides long. RefSeq lists its product as uncharacterized. The record is from RefSeq and is a predicted model, not a curated record. The transcript has 2 exons. Bases 1 to 282 code for a protein of 93 amino acids. NCBI's taxonomy places the organism in Eukaryota, Fungi, Ascomycota, Eurotiomycetes, Eurotiales, Aspergillaceae.